AUGGUGAUUACUACUCGAAGUGGUAAGUUGUUAUGUGAACCCUCUGUGGGCAAAUCUAUGGAAAAUAAGGUAAGUAUUGAAAAACCAGAAGAAAGUAGUCCAAUGAAGUCUAAAAACCUAGAUGGUUUUGUUGAUUUUUUGGAGAAAGAAGACAAGAAAGAAGAGAAAGUGGUGUUAAAUACUAUCCCUAGACCGUCACCUCCCUUUCCCAACCGAUUGAAGAAAAAGGUUGAUGAGGCAAAAUUUGGCAAGUUCAUGGCUAUGCUCAAGCAAUUGACAAUUAAUGUACCUUCGGUUGAGGCACUUAAGAAAAUGCUAGUCUAUGCCAAGUUUAUGAAAGACCUCAUCACAAAGAAGAGGAAGGUCAGUAGUGACCAGGUGGAUAAUCUCCACCAUUGUAGCGCGGUUUCCAUACUAUUCUUAGUUCAAAACAAGGCCGACCCAGGUGCAUUCACUAUUCUGUGCAAGGUUGGGUCUCUGGAUAUUGCAAGGGCAUUAUGUGAUUUGGGUGCCAGCGUGAAUCUGGUGCCACUUGUUUUAUGUAAGAAGCUGGUUUUGGAAGAUCCAACACCUACUAACAUGCGACUGGUGAUGGAAGAUAGGUCAAUAAAGCGGCCUGUUGGAAUUUUGCAUGAUGUGUUGGUGAAAUUAGCAGACUUUAUUCUUCCUAUUGAUUUUGUGGUACUGGAUUGUGAUGUGGACUUAGAGAUACCCAUUAUCUUGGGAAGGCCACUCUUGGCAACAGAAAGAUUAAUCGUUCACAUGGAGUUAAACGAGCUCAAGUACUCUAAAAUGGAACCAAAAAGAAAGAGUCCUACAAAACCAAAGAAAGCGGUCAAAGAUGAUGUACAUCGUAAGCUCCUCAACGAGGAAUAUAACUACUGGGAGAAGGAACCCUUGCUCAGAAAGCUAAAGAAGAAGCAGAGUCCAAAGAAAACUCCACCACCUCCACCAAUUGAGGUGGAGGACACUGAAGAUAAGGAUCAAGGAGAAUCGAAAGAAUCUGAGUCCGAAGAAACCACUUUCAGGUCCCCAUCCACUGAGAAACAAGAUGAUAAAGAGACUCCACCUCGGAGGACUCUUAUCAAAUGUGAGAACCCGUAA
Messenger RNA from Capsicum annuum, 1104 nucleotides. RefSeq lists its product as uncharacterized. The coding region runs from base 1 to 1104 and encodes 367 amino acids. NCBI's taxonomy places the organism in Eukaryota, Viridiplantae, Streptophyta, Magnoliopsida, Solanales, Solanaceae. The transcript has 3 exons. The record is from RefSeq and is a predicted model, not a curated record.